This is a messenger RNA of Solea senegalensis (Senegalese sole), 3947 nucleotides long. Its product is annotated as mannose-1-phosphate guanyltransferase alpha-A. Bases 69 to 1352 code for a protein of 427 amino acids. The record is from RefSeq and is a predicted model, not a curated record. Gene Ontology annotation, biological process: biosynthetic process. Lineage: Eukaryota; Metazoa; Chordata; Actinopteri; Pleuronectiformes; Soleidae. Gene Ontology annotation, molecular function: transferase activity. Gene Ontology annotation, cellular component: cytoplasm. The transcript is spliced from 13 exons.
UAGCUACAGAACAGCUGGAGGUAGUAGUUGUCAGGUUGUUUUCGUCUCAUAUCUCCUGCUGCCACAAGAUGUUGAAAGCAGUUAUUUUAAUCGGAGGUCCUCAGAAAGGCACACGGUUCAGGCCGUUGUCUUUUGAGGUUCCCAAACCUUUGUUUCCAGUAGCCGGUGUGCCCAUGUUACAGCACCACAUUGAAGCGUGUGUGAAGGUACCAAAUAUGAAGGAGAUUUUACUCAUCGGCUUUUAUCAGCCAAAUGAAGAACUAACCAGAUUCCUGGUUAAUGCACAACAAGAGUUUAAAAUUUCUAUCAGGUAUUUGCAGGAGUAUUCAUCGCUGGGCACUGGAGGAGGAAUCUAUCACUUCAGAGAUCAGAUUGUCUCUGGCAAUCCAGAGGCUUUCUUUGUUAUGAAUGCAGACAUCUCGUCAGCAUUUCCUCUCACAGAGAUGCUCACCUUCCAGAAGGAACAUGGAGAACCAAACAGUUUUGUCAUCCUUGGGACAACGGCAAACAGAAAGCAGUCCUUGAAUUACGGCUGUAUUGUUGAAAACGAGCAAACUAAUGAGGUCCUGCAUUAUGUAGAAAAGCCAGGCACAUUCGUGAGUGACAUCAUCAACUGCGGUAUAUACCUCUUUAACCAAGACAUCUUCCAGCAUAUCGGUGCAGUCUUCCAGAAGAAUCAACAGGACAUGUUACUAUAUCCAUAUGAUGGAGAGGAGCCAACCAAUGGCUGGCACAGAGCAGAAGCCAUCAGACUGGAGCAGGACAUUUUCACUGCCCUGGCAGGACAGGGCAAACUCUAUGUGUAUAAAACACUCAGCUUCUGGAGCCAGAUUAAAUCUGCAGGAUCUGCCAUUUAUGCCAGCCGAUUGUACCUCAACCAGUAUCACACAACCCAUCCUGAAAGACUGGCUUCAAAUAAAGAAGGAAGUCCCAAAAUAAGUGGUAAUGUCUAUAUCCACCCCACAGCCAAUAUUGACCCCACUGCACUGUUGGGUCCAAACGUCUCCAUUGGCACAGGAGUAACUAUUGGUGCUGGGGUUAGAGUUCGAGAAUCCAUCAUCCUACAUGGUGCAAAUCUCCAGGACCACUGCUGUGUUUUGAACAGCAUUGUGGGAUGGGAUAGCACCAUUGGCAAGUGGGCAAGAGUGGAAGGAACCCCAAGUGACCCAAACCCCAAUGAUCCCUAUGCAAAGAUAGACAGCGAGACCCUCUUCAGAGAAGGAAAACUCACGCCCUCAAUUACUAUUCUCGGUUGUAACGUGACUAUCCCCUCCGAGGUGAUUAUACUCAACUCAAUUGUCCUCCCUCACAAAGACCUGAACCGCAGCUUCAAAAACCAAAUUAUUCUCUAGCUAAUCUUCCUCGCUUGCUCCCAUUUGCUCUCGCUAUCACUGAUGAAGGAUGCGGCUGAACGACCGCUAGCACUGCCUCUGAGUUACUGUAUAUAAGAUGUCAAAAAUAGAGAUAUGGGACGUUCAUGAAAUAGUUUUUGAAAGAUGGAUUUUUAUAUAUUUGUCCUCGGGCCUUAUGCAUCAUUGGGUGUCAGCAGAAUUAGAGAUCGGCUAAUUGUGCACGUUGAUUCACCUUGAAAAGUGCUGCCAUGCCAGAGGUUGAUAUUGUUUUUUUUAUUAACUUUGCCGAACUGUAAAAUUGCUGCAGACACUGUUUGGUUUGGUGUAAUAUAAUGCCUCUAGAAGGACAUCAUUGACAAACCUGAGACAGAAACGACUAGAAAAUAAAUGAUUAUUUUUGUUGGAGGUGAUUAUUUAUGUGGAACUCUGAUUAAAACCUUUUAAGUAUCUUUAUUGUUAGUCUAAAAAAAAACUAUCAAUCAUAAGUAGGCCCGAGAUUUAGAUUGCAAUCAACUAAUCAAGUAAUGUUGGCUUUUAAAAUGCUCUUAGCAGGGAGCCUCAGAACUGUAAGCAGCAACAGCACAUACUUAAUUUGUGCAUCUGCAAUCACUGGUGGAACUCUUCAAUUUAUGGAUCGAGCAAUUUAGCAUUUACAUAUUAAGCCGUAGACGUCUUAUGUUCGCUUUUGCAGUUUUGUUUCAAUUAUUGCUAAGAGUGUGUCUGUUGAGGAGUGCUGGAGAUUUUGAUACCGGAACUGCAGCUUAAUAUGAUUUUAAUCAAGGCGCCUUGCAAACUACUCUCAAGGUAUUUUAAUUAACGAUGAGUAUAUUUAGGGUUUCACAUGUAGCUGCUCGUACUUUUAAAUAGAUGCAGGUGAUGACUUUAAAAAUCGGCCUCAUGUCGAUAUAAAAAUCUAUAUAUAUAUUUGACAAAUAUUAUCAUACACACUGAAACAACUUGCAAAAGUGCCAGAAUACUACAUUUAAUAGCAAAAUGAUACUAUUGACACAGAGCUUUCGCCAUUUGAAUAGAAAGCAACGGCUCAUUCCUUCACACAGUAAACGGUCUAUGCGUCACACAGUGACCACGUCCUAUAAGAUGAUGAUGAUGAUUCACAAAUGAUCAUACAUUUGGCCUUUUUAGAAAUUGCUGAUCGCACAUCGUACAGCGGGUGAAAUUAUCGUACAAAUCCGAUAGUUAUCGUACAUCUGGCAACACUGUUUCAUCACACCAUGAGGAUAAAAGGAGCUCAUACCUCCCAGCUGCUCACACGGAAAGGCGAUUCUAAUCCUAAUUUAUUUGAUCAAAAAUUAUUUUGCAAUCACAGUGGGGGUUAAAGCUUGAGGAUUUCAAUACCAAUAGCAUUGACAGAAUUCUUAUCAACAACAUGCUUUUAAAAGCUUGCUCAGGGUUGUUUGUUAUUGUUAGUUUUUUUGUUUUCUUUUUCAUUUGCCUCAUGAAUGGCAAACCAAGUCAGCGCUGGUCUUCGAACAGGUCAGCAGAGGAAGCUCGAGAGUGAGGAUGUGGUUAUUAAAGGAAGUGAACACACGGGUCAGAGUGACAUAAGCCAUAAGGAGGGAAAGAUUGGAAAGGUGACAUGUUGACAGAAGUUGGAUUCAAUCCCCCCCGUCCUGACUCAUGAAGAGCAUCUCAUCUUUGCUGAAUCAGAUUACGUGUCAGCUGUCAGGCAGUGUGUGCACCCACCUUUUUGCUCCUUUGGUCUGUGAGCUUUUCUUUAUUAUUAUUUUUAUUUUGUUUUGUUUUUUUUGUUUAAUUGAUUCCUUUUAUGAAGAAUGUUGUAAUUAUGACUUAUUUAUUAGAUUGAUCAUGUCGAGGAAAUGGGUUUACAAGCUGUAUGUAUGUUAGGAUUCUGUAUAUUUGGCUGAUUUUGGCAGAGUCUAUAUAAGUGUUGAGUGGAAAAAAAAUGAAUGUGUCUAAGGUAUGAGAAAUAUGGAGCGAGGUCUGCAUGUAGAAUAUGAAUCUACAUUGCUGUUGCGAUUAUCUGUCUUCUUAUUUUACUUCAACAUUGUACUGAUAUGCCCUGCGAUGGAGGUGUGACCCCGCCUAUCGCCUUCUGUCAACUGAGAUUGGCACAGUGCCCCCCGCGACCCUCAUGUGGAGAAUAAAGCGGUAGAAAAUGGAUGGAGGGAUAGAUUGUACUGAUUAUUUUUUUCUUGUGAGAUUCUGAUUCCUAACAGGAACAGAUGCUACACAAAUCAACCAGUUUCUAAGGAUAUGGCUGUGCAUGUCCAGAUUUUGAAAGCCUCUGUUUUGUAACCUUUUGUUCAACCAUGUCCAAUUUCCAGUCACCGCUGUAAACACUAAGUAUGCCUCUGAAAGGCCGUGAGUCACCAUAUUCAAAGAUGAACUGGUUUGCAGGAUUCAGUAUUCAGCUCCUCUAGUUGGACCUGCUCACCUCAUCGCAGUUCACCCCCACAUUGUUUUCUCUUUUCCUUUUGUUUUGACUCCAGCCUCGGAAAAAAGACUUCCCGGUAAAAAACGUGACGAUUGUGUGAAAUGAGCAGCAGCACUGCCACUCAAGCUCUUGUGAAGGCUAACGCCUGGAACUGUGUGUCGAAAAAAAAAAAAGAAAAA